Passer domesticus (house sparrow) is the source of this 4846-nucleotide messenger RNA. RefSeq names its product ectonucleotide pyrophosphatase/phosphodiesterase 7 (gene ENPP7). The record is from RefSeq and is a predicted model, not a curated record. The transcript has 6 exons. Lineage: Eukaryota; Metazoa; Chordata; Aves; Passeriformes; Passeridae. Bases 199 to 1620 code for a protein of 473 amino acids.
ACACCAGAACAGCACCACCGCCACUGAGGGAAGACGCAGAUUUGGUGUUUGACCCAGAAAGAACUUUAAGAUAAUCUACCUUAGAGAGACAAACAACAGACACUUGUCCUGAUAGCAAACGCUGGCUGAAGCCACACACCCGAUCAGCAACUGCAGGAUUAGAUAAGGACUGGACUUGGUCCCACCCUGCACGUAUUAAUGAGAGCUCUCCGGACACCUGGGCUGUUCCAGCUCAAGGGCUUGAAGAUGCUCCUGUCACUGGGGCUGCUCUUUGCUGCCCUGUCCUUGGGAAGAUGCAUCCCCCUGCAGCAGGCGCCCAACCGCAGCAAGCUCCUCCUGGUGUCCUUCGACGGCUUUCGCUGGAACUACGACCAGGACGUGGACACCCCCAACCUGGACACCAUGGCUGCGGACGGGGUGAAGGCCAAGUACAUGACUCCUGCCUUCAUCACCCUCACCAGCCCCUGCCACUUCACGCUGCUGACUGGGAGGUACAUGGAGAACCACGGGGUGAUCCAUAACAUGUGGUUCAACACCAAAACAGGAGUGAAACUGCCCUACUACACCACACAAGGCAUAAGCAGCUGGUGGGACAACGGCAGCCUCCCCAUCUGGAUCACUGCCCAGAGACAGGGUUUGAAGACAGGCUCUAUCCACUUCCCUGGAACCAAAGCGAAAUACCAAGGGGAAGAAGUGUACAAGAAGUUGGUGGAACCCGCAUUGUUCAACUACAGCAACGAAACCAACUGGAGGCAGAGCAUCGACACCGUCAUGGAAUGGUUCACAGUGGACAACCUCGACUUCAUCACGCUCUACUUUGGGGAGCCAGACUCCUCGGGACACAAGUUCGGCCCCGAAUCCACACAGAGGAAAAACAUGAUCAAGCAGGUGGACAGAACCGUCGGCUACUUGAGGCAGCGUAUCCGGGAAAGCGGCCUGGAGUCAACCCUCAACCUCAUCAUCACAUCCGACCACGGCAUGGAGACCGUCCUGAAAACCGACGAGAUUCACCUCCGCACCGUCAGCAACUUCACCUUCCAAGACAUCGACUUCGAACUCCUAGAUUAUGGACCAAAUGGACUCCUGGUGCCAAAGGAAGGGAAACUAGAGCACGUGUACUCAGUCCUGAAAAACGCCCACCCAAAGCUGCACGUUUACAAGAAGGAAGAGUUUCCAAAGAGGUUCCACUACGCCAACCAUUCCCGGAUCACCCCGCUUUUGCUGUACAGCGAUCCAGGCUACGUGAUCCAUGGGAGGUACAAGGUCCAGUUCAACAAAGGGGAACACGGUUUUGACAACGAGGCCAUGAACAUGAAAACCAUCUUCCGUGCCGUGGGACCGGCCUUCAAGAAGGGGCUGGAGGUGGAGCCCUUCGAAAGCGUCAAUGUCUACGCGCUCCUCUGCGAGCUGCUGGGCAUCACCCCCGAGCCCCACGACGGCUCCCUGGAGGUCACCAAGCCCAUGCUGAGAGAAGACACGGACGAUGGCAAUGGCAAUGGCAAUGGCAAUGGCAACGGCAAUGGCAGCAAUGGUUCCGGUCCUUCUCUCCACCCCGCCGAGAAGCUGCCGCUGAUGCUGGGACUCGCUGUCGUUCUGGGAUGCCGGGGAGGAGUUUUCUAACCACAAUCAGCGCAAAUUUGUCCAGGGAACCACCAGAACAAGUAACUCCUGAUCCAAUUCCCUGGCACCCACAGGCUGCAGAGACCUGAAACAAGCAGCAGCAGCACCGUGCUCUCCUGUCCUGGCAGCCCCCAAGCUCCAGGCAACUCUACCAGCACACAUGGGGAAGGACAUGGCUCACAAAGACAACCUGAGUCCCAGGCUCAGGGAAAGGGACAGAAUUCCCAAAACCUCUCUAAAUGACUGACCCACGCUCCUCCAGCAUGCCUCAGUCCCCGGAGGAGAUGCCUCCCCCAGGCUUUGUGGGACACCGGGAUGCACUGCUGUGGGAGGUGGCACUGCUGUGGGAGGUGGCACUGCUGUGGGAGGUGGCACUGCUGUCCCUCCAGCCUGACACGGUCACCCCGUGUUUGCAUCACCCCAAAUGCAGGAGGCAGGACAGCUCCAGGGUCGGUUUGGAGCAGAGACAGCUGAUACACAAUGAGUGUCUAAUCUAAUUAAAAUGUGUUCCAAGCGUGCUGGGAGCCUCUCCUGAAAGGUGCCAGGCCCCACCGAGGGUGGAGCCACUCAGCCCGGACCUGCCAAGGACACAGAGCUCCCUUUGUCCCUGCUGGCCACGGCACCCCCAAAGCCUCGGAAGCAUCCCAAAGUCACUCAGCACUUCCAGCUCCUGCCCCAAGAGCCCAACCAGCACCACCCUGCUUGUCCUUCUGUGCUUUGUGGCUGUGGCCAAACCUGGGAAAUGCCCCCUGUGCAGCCCUGAGCAGCAAACCUGCAGGCGGGAUGGGCCUGGCUGCUCUGCUCCAUGGCUGAGACCUGCCCCAGCGGCAGCCGAGUCCGCUCCUGGGAGUGCUGGGAGGGGCGUUGAUGUCUUUGGAGAGACAGGGAAUGUGGCAGUGCCAGGGCCAGGACCCCCAGCUCACAGCAAACAGCCCUGUGAUCCUGAGCCAGGGGCUGGCAAAGCCUGGGCCGGUUGUGCCAGGCUCCAGGAGCUCUCCCCAGCAGGGCUGAGGCAAAAGCCCCUGUCCAAAUCCAAACCUCCCUCUGCAGGAAGCAGCCCAGGGUCCUUCAGCCAGGCUGGGGCUCAGGGGACAGGGAGCAAGACCCCCCCAUCCUGCAGCCCCCACUCCAGCCCUCCCAGCGUGGCAUUCCAGCACCCCCAGAGCCCUCCCAGAUGCUGUGGUGCUUUCCCCAGCCCUGUGCCUCAUCUCAGGGGCUCGAUAAACAUCUGUUGCCAUAGAGACUCUCUCACUGCAUCGGCUUCACCCAACGAGAUGAAACAAGAGCCGCACCCUCAGAAAAACAGGAAGAAAAUGUUUGGCUUGAAGCGGUGCUGGGGUGGGGGUCAGGGCAGCAGCAGCAGCAGGGAGGCUCUGAAAGGGGAGCGUGGCCAGCGCUGUGCACGCCGUUGAAAAUGGUAUUAAUGAUGAGAGUGUGCAAAAACCUCCCCAGCUCUCCUGCUGGUGACCUUGGGGCUUCCCCGGCAGGUCAGCACUGCCACGGGCAGGGGCAGCCAGCUCUGCUGGUACCCUGGAGAUCCUGGCAGAGCCUGCAGAGCUCAGAACCCGCUGGUACCAGGCUCUGACCGUCCUCAUGCCCAGCAGGCACACAGCAGGAUCACAAACCCAUGGAAUGGCUUUGGCUGGAAGGGACCUCAAAGCCCAUCCAGUGCCACCCCUGCCAUGGCAGGGACUCCAGCUGUCCCAGGGCGUCCAAGCCCCAAUGUCCACCCUGUCCUUGGGCACUGCCAGGGAUCCAGGGGCAGCCCCAGCUGCUCUGGGCACCUGUGCCAGGGCUGCCCACCCCACAGGGAAGAAUUUCCUCCUAACAUUUAACCUAAAUUUCUCCUGUGGAAAUUUAAAACCAAUUUCCUGUCCUAUCACUCUCUGCCCAUUUAAAUUGCCACUCUCCCUUUUUUAUAAGCCUUUAAGUACUGGAGAGCCACAGUGCUCAGAGGGUUGGUCCCAGUCUGGUUCCCAGACCCACACAGGGAACAUGGAGUUUGUAGUGACCAACCUCCUGACACAAAUCCUCAUCUGAGAGCUGAUCUUCCCUCAGCUGGGAGCAGGAAUUGAGUUCCUGACUCAACCAGCAGCAUUUGGGCGAGACAGAGCGCUGCCAGAAAAAUCCAUGGUGAGGAAGGGACCAUCCUUCAAGCUGCUGCUUAUUUCAGGUCUCUGCAGCCUGUGGGUGCCAGGGAAUUGGAGGAAGGCUGACCCCUGACACAUCCCUGCAGGGGGGUUUCCCUGCCCUCCAGUCCCAGGGAUUGGCACCAGACACAGCUCGCUGGGGCUGCUCCCACUCGGGGUGGCUGGAGGCAGCACGCUGGUCACGGUACUCGCUGCAGCCGCAUUUCCAGCACGGACCAUGCCCCAGCCCUGGGCUCCCGAGCACGCGGGAGCUGGGGGAUCCCCUCCCUGGCCCAAGAGCUGGUCCUGUUCCUCCAUCCCCCCGCACCCGUGUCCCGCUGCCUCCCGCCCUGCUGGUGUCCCAAUGUCCCGGUGCAGUACCGGUGUCCCGGUGUCCCGUGCAGUACCGGCAGCCGGCGGCCGAGGGCUCCCGAGCCGCGCUCAGCUCCCCCGAGCUCCCGGCACGGCCGGGGGAAGCGGCUCGCGGUGGAAGCCCGGCCCGGAGCAUCUCCCCAAAGCCGCGGCGCCGCAGCCGCCAGCCCCCCGCCCAGCGCCGGCCGCUGCCCCGGGGCCAUCCGGAGCCCCGGCGGCUGCCCCGGCCAGGGAUCCGCUCCUCGUCCCGAGAGACAAAGCCUGGGAACACCCUCCCAGCACCCUCUGCAGCUCCGGCUGCACCGCCCGCGCAGGGAUGCUCCAAGGGAUGCCCCGGAGAUCACGACACGCACCGGAAUGUCACCAUCCCCUCCCGGCCCUGACUACGUGCCCGGGCUGGGCGAUGCUUCCAUGUCCCAGGCCAGACGGAUGAGAUGGAUCCUCCCCACUGUGGGUGCAAGUUUAAUCCCACAAACACAUGGAACCUAAACCAGCUCCUACUCCCCAGCCAGGAGCCACCUCCAGCUCAGCCUCUUCCAAGGAAAACCCCAAACUGUCGCAUUUUGCACGUCCUUGGAGCCUUUCCCAGCCCUUCCCGCUGCUCCUCACACCUCGUGCAUGGGCAAUGUGGGACAUUUUCAGCAAACAUUUCCCGGUGACAAAGGCCAAAGCCCAGCCUGGCCCUGCCCGGACACAGCCUCUGCCGGAUCCCCGCGUCUCCUCCC